CCGCAGUUGUGUUUCAUAACACAGUCUAGGCUAGUCUACAUUAGAAUUAAUGUUAUUAAUGUUUUUUGUCCUUGUGAAAAGACCCCGUCCACGCCUUUACCCCGCUCGCAAUAGAGGGGCACUUCUGCUUCGUGUCGACUCUAUCCCACGAGAUUUCCCUCUAGCCUCGUCCCUCACAUACCCUAAUUGAGUUGGUGUAAAAAACCUCUCUGCGGAUGUCCUGGUGCAGCUACACAGAAAUGGAUACAUGUGAUACGCUCAUGUAAAGUGUUGGUUGUGAAUAUCUUCAAAACGUGCCACAAUUCGCAGGCUAUUUAAGUGAAGGAAUAUGGUGGAUUUGGAGAGCGAGGUACCCCCUCUUCCGCCAAGGUACAGAUUCAGAGAUUUACUCCUCGGGGACCAAACUUUGCCAAGCGACGACAGAGUUCAAAUCGAAUUUUAUGUCAAUGAAAAUACUUUUAAAGAGAGACUGAAACUGUUCUUCAUCAAAAACCAAAGAUCAAGUCUGAGAAUCCGUGUGUUCGAUUUCUCUCUAAAGGUCUUAAGCUGCAUUUUAUACAUAUGCCGAGUGCUAGAUGACUCAGAUCAUGGAUAUGCAUGUUGGGGCUGCCCUACCCAAAACUAUACUCUACUAGCGAUUGACUGGGCUCCGGUGAUAUGGGUCGGAAGGAGUAAAACGAGUCUGUGGAUCUUGCAGGUGUUUGUUGCACUGAUAUGUCUUUCUGAAACAAUCUUAUUGACCUAUUUAAGCUACAAGGGUAAUAUAUGGGAGGAAAUUCUUCGGAUCACAUUUAUGUUGGAGAUGGUAAACACAGUUCCUUUCUUUCUCACAGUCCUUUAUCAUCCUCUCAGAAACCUUUUUAUUCCUGUAUUCCUGAACUGCUGGUUAGCAAAGCAUGCUUUGGAAAAUAUGAUUAAUGACCUUCAUCGAGCCAUUCAACGGACCCAGUCCGCCAUGUUCAAUCAGGUCCUCAUCCUGAUAACAACGCUCAUCUGUCUCAUGUUUACCAGCAUAUGUGGAAUUCAGCAUCUUGAACGGGCUGGGAACAAGCUAACCCUGUUUGAGUCCCUCUACUUUUGCAUUGUGACCUUCUCCACGGUGGGAUUUGGGGACGUUACCCCCAACAUCUGGCCCUCCAAGCUGCUGGUGGUCAUCAUGAUAUGUGUGGCACUGGUGGUCCUUCCCAUUCAAUUUGAACAGCUGGUCUAUCUGUGGAUGGAGCGGCAGAAGUCCGGUGGGAACUACAGCAAACACCGCGCCCAAACCGAGAGGCACGUGGUCCUGUGUGUGAGCUCCCUCAAGAUCGACUUGCUCAUGGACUUCCUGAACGAGUUCUACGCCCACACGAGACUGCAGGAUUACUAUGUCAUCAUCCUGUGCCCGACAGAGAUGGAUGUGCAGGUGCGCAGGGUCCUGCAGAUCCCCCUGUGGUCCCAGAGGGUCAUCUAUCUCCAGGGCUCAGCGCUCAAAGACCAGGAUCUGUUUCGGGCCAAACUGGACAAUGCCGAGGGGUGUUUCAUCCUGAGCAGUCGCUGUGAGGUCGACCGUACAGCUUCGGACCAUCAAACAAUCUUGCGCGCCUGGGCAGUGAAAGACUUUGCCCCGAGCUGCCCCCUGUACGUGCAAAUCCUCAAACCAGAAAAUAAAUUCCACGUGAAAUUCGCUGAUCAUGUGGUGUGUGAGGAGGAGUUUAAGUAUGCACUGCUGGCCCUGAACUGUAUCUGUCCAGCCACAUCCACUCUCAUCACCCUGUUGGUGCACACCUCCACAGGCCUGGAAGGCCAGCAGUCUCCAGAGGAGUGGCACAGAAUUUAUGGGCGUUUUUCUGGAAAUGAAGUCUACAACAUCAUACUGCAAGAUAGUGUGUUCUUCUCAGACUACAAAGGGAAGAGCUUCACAUAUGCCUCUUUCCACGCACAUAAGAAGUAUGGCGUGUGUCUGAUUGGUGUGAAGCAGAAAGACAGCAAAAGCAUUCGUCUCAACCCCGGCCCCCACUUCACCAUGAGUUGCACAGACACAUGCUUCUACAUCAACGUCACCAAGGAGGAGAACUCCAUCUUCAAAGCCCAGAGGGAGGAGAGUCAGCGGGGCAGCAGAAAGAGCCAUCUCCCCGUGCACAGCAUCCUCGCCAGCAUGGGCACUGUGGCCAUAGACCUCCAGGACACCAGCAGCAGGCCCAGCUGGGACUCCACCCUGAACCUGCCGUGCGACUCCAUCAGGAGCGGGCGGAAGAGCAGCAUCGCCCCCGUGCUGGAGGAGGAGGACACGUCCUCUCUGCACACCUGCGACCUCUCCAGCGACCAGUCGGAGGACGAGACGCUGCCCUCCUGCGAUGAUCUCUCCACCGAAGGAUUCAUCAAAGGAUAUCCUCCAAAUCUGCCUUACAUCGGAAGCUCUCCCACACACUGCCAUUUGCUGAAGGAAAAAGUCCCAUAUUGUUGCCUAAGACUUGAAAAGGAGUGCACCCAUAACCAGUAUGAGGAUGCCAAAGCUUACUGCUUCAAGAACAAGUUGGUAAUAGUGUCAGCUGAGACAGCGGGAAAUGGCCUGUACAACUUCAUAGUUCCUCUAAGAGCUUCGUACAGGCCCAAGAGAGACCUCAACCCCAUAGUGCUGCUGCUAGAUAACAAGCCAGACACCAACUUUCUGGAGGCGAUUUGCUGGUUCCCUCUGAUUUACUACAUGGUUGGAUCAAUUGAUAACCUCGAUGACCUCCUGCGCUGUGGGAUCUCUUUUGCGGCCAAUAUGGUUGUGGUGGACAAGGAGAGCACUAUGUGUGCAAAGGAAGACUACAUGGCAGAUGCCAAAACCAUUGUCAACGUACAGACACUGUUCAGGUUGUUUUCGAGUUUGAGCAUCAUCACUGAGCUGACCCAUCCAGCCAAUAUGAGAUUCAUGCAGUUCAGGGCAAAGGACUGUUACUCACUGGCUCUCUCCAAAAUGGAAAAGAAAGAGAGGGAGAACGGUUCCAACCUGGCCUUCAUGUUUCGGCUGCCGUUUGCCGCAGGGAAGGUGUUCAGUAUUGGCAUGCUGGAUACUCUCCUUUAUCAGUCUUUUGUGAAAGACUACAUCAUCACCAUCACGAGGCUUCUGCUGGGCCUGGACACGACCCCAGGAUCCGGCUUCCUUUGUGCUAUGACCAUCACACAGGAGGACUUGUGGAUCCAGACCUAUGGCCGACUGUACCAGAAGCUGUGCUCCUCUAUUGGUGACAUCCCCAUCGGGAUCUACCGCACAGAGCUGCUAGACUGUGAACCCUGUGAGGGCAGGCAGUCCCAGCUCUCCGUGAGCGUGGACGACUUUGAGGAGAGCCAGGAGCAGAAGGAGGCGCGGGAGGCGAGGGAGCACUGCUCCUCCGGGAAGAGGGUCUCGCGCACCUCCACCUCCAGCGAGACGCCCUCCGACAGCCGCCCGCUGCUGCACAGGAAGAGCAUGCAGUGGGCCCGCCGGCUGAGUCGCAUGGGGGCGCGGCCCGCCUCGCGGCACCCCGAGAGGACCAGCCAGCAGCGCACGGGUCUGCCCCCGCGCUCCGAGAGGCAGGAGCUGGCCGAGCUGGUCAGGAACCGCAUGAAGAACCUGGGCCUGGCCGCGGCAGGAUGCGAUGAAAUGAAUGAGAGUCCGAGCAGCCACUCUUACAUUCUAAUCAACCCUUCCCCAGACACCAGACUGGAACUGCAUGACAUUGUGUAUAUAAUUCGUCAGGACCCUCUAUCCUUUGAGCCUAGCAAAUUGGAAAGCAGGACGAGCAGUUUUGGGAACAGUCAGUGGAUAAAUGAGAAGACAAAAUGGGAAAGUCAGCUUUGAGGUUGUUCUAUUAUUUAUGAACAUGUGUAGUAUGAUCUUUUGUCUUGUAUACCCAUUUGCCGCUACACGAUUCCAGCACCUGCGUGAUAUCAGAUCCCUGAGAAUUGGGAUAGAUGGAAAAUAAAAUGUCUCCCUGGUGCCAGGAAGGCGGCUUCAUCCUGUAGAAGUGCAAAUAUAUUCUAGGUAUCGAGUUUAGCCAGCGUUUAGCAAUGUAUUCAAAUGUUUUAUAUCUCUAACAAAACUCUAAACUACAAAGUGGCAAACUAUUUAACACUGAAUUUGAGGUUGCCCUCACGACAUGAGUCAUUAUGAUUAAAUAAGUCAAAUUUCAUUGAUGAAUGAAUAUUCCGUUAGAUACUUCAAAAAUAAUGCGAAAUACAAUUAGAGACAGAUCAUGGCAAUAGUAUCGAUGUGCCCAUUAAUUUGAUACAAAAUGUACACACACAUUUGAUAUUUUGACAUUAACCUCAAUAAGUUGUCCUUUGUCAUGUAACUCCUUAUACCCAUAUUCUUGCAUAGCACACUAAUGUUUUUAAGAAUGACCCCCCUCUCCAGUAUGUUGUGUCUCGUCUGCCUUUUAAUUUCACACAUACGGAAGCAUAGAUAUGGCAGCUCCUAUAAAGAGGAAUACGCAGAGAUGCAUGAGACCAGUCAGGUGCUCAUCAAUCAGUCUGUCACUCAAUACAGCUCGCUUUGUUGCCUGUACUUGUAGAAGAAAGCUUUUUGUGAGGAGAUUCAUAAGAAUCACACCCAUACUGUCACAUAGCCUUCAUCACACCAAUGCUAUCUUGCUCAUUGUCACCUUGAUGUUUUGCAUGAAACAAGGACAACUUUGUGAACAGAUAGCCAAACCACUAAUAGGAGGAGAGGAAAACGGAUACAGUAUACACAGGAUGCGAUGUCUGGAACUGCCCUUUGUAAAGGUCACAUUGAUCAGUGACCACUCGUGAAAUACGAAAUGAAUGCUUCACAUUUUGCAUGCAGCCUUAUUAAGACCUCAGCAUGCAAUCAAUAAGCAUCAAGCAGCUACAAUAUAUCGACAGUGGUGCAGACUUUCGAGGCAGAGGUUGCAGUUAUAGCUCUUAAAGGCUCUCCCUUUCAGAAAUCAUUCAAUUGAUUCAUUGAUGGGAUUGGUUUAGCGCAUGGUCAAUAUAACGAAAGGACACGUCCUCCUGAUGUGGUGAUUUGUUUUAUUUGUUUGGCUGCUCUGUCUUCAGCAGCCUCUGUGCACAGCAGAUGGAGGGCAGUGCAAGCAGCGAAGCAUCAAAACCAAUUCCUUCUCUGUGUGCCACGGUAAUGUGCAGCAGCAGAGCACACUUUCACGCUAUCGGAUCCCUCUAUUGCCUUUUCUGCUAAAUUGUCUGUGUGCCAGUGUUGAAAAACAGAACAACUGUGGCACCCCACAGUCUGACCACAUGACACGCGCAUAGCAGUGAACGAGGAGAGCACACUGUAGGAGAGGAACUGCAGGCUGGAGGAGACUCUCCACUGCGAGGAGGAAACCAACAUCUGCACUCAUGCAGAGGCCAUUUGUCAAGCAGGCACUCUGAUGAAUGGGAAUACAUAUGUAGGGCGAUUCUAAUGAUCAUAAAGACCACUGCAAGGACACGGAGCUCUCUCACACCACUAUGGUACUGCUCGCUAUACUGAGUUUAGUCACAGACGAUUUUUAUUUAUAUUCAUAUUCAGAAGGAUUUUAUUCAUAUUUACACCUUAUGAGUGCAACAAAUGACAUUCUCAUUGUCAGCACCACCACCACAACUGAACUGCAUGAAAGCUGCAUGAAUAUAUUUCAAUCCUUAUUUGAAGAAUUAUACGACUGUGUAUGUAAGCACAAUUAAUUAAAUCACAUUUGAUUUGACAAUCACAAGAUCUCCAUUGAAUCACUGUUUCAACAUCCCUCCUCACGUUGAGCCCAGUGAAGUGGACAUAGCGAUGCGAUAGUAUACUGUAUGCCCAGCCUCUCCUCUCCUGAGAGGAGUACCCUAGCCGCAUGCUGCUCAUGCCCUGAAAUCCUUCGGUGAGAUGAAAGCCCUGAGCCAUCAAAGAUUCUCUCUCUGUGUGUCUCAUCCCCGACCCCGGGAGCUCCUGUGGAGCCAGAGGCGGGUUGGAGGAUCGGGUCUCAGUCGGCCUGGCCACCGCAGCAUGGGAGGGUGCCAAAUGAAAGCGGGGCGCCUCACGGGCAGAUGACGGGGAAAUCCCUCCAGGCAAUGGGGUGCCUCAACACUCCAAGUGCCCACAGCCUAUGCUGUGUCUACAGGGAGAUUCUCGCAGUUUGUAUGCUGCUUGAAUGUGACAUUACCUGUUACCAUUACGAAUUACCAUGAAAGCACGACCACAAAGUUCCUCGGUUUUCUCAGAAUUUUGUUAUUUGGAUCUUUGUGUGAUAUCACACAGUAUUACCAUAAUUUCCCAACUAUUAGCUGCGGCUUAUACACUGCUUUUGCUAAAUUUCUUUAGCUAUUAGGUUAAUACAUGGGAACAGUUAAUAUGUUAUAUGGUAUUGUUUCUUUAAUUUACAUAAAACACUGCACUGCGGCUUAUACACAAUGUGGCUUAUUCACGGGAAAUUACUAAAAUGAAAGUUGAAGUCUGAUCCUUGCUACAGUGUGUGUCAGAAACAAUCAGAAGCUAAACUCAUAACCACAAAGCAUGAUGAGCAUUUCUAAUGCUUUUAGAUGAGUGGUAAAGGUGUGGCCCCUAUCAUGAUUCAACUGUCCAUUGUGGCAUUCUGGGUGGGGAAACUCCCGGCCUAGAACUCCCUAUUUAUAUGUUACUCUGCUAUUGUAAAUAGCAAACUUAGAGGUAGCUCAACCCACCCUUCAGUAGUCCCAGAUAAAUUCCACACAGGGUUUAGUUUUUAGUUUUUUGAGGGACAGGCUAUACCCUUUUUUUAACGGUGUAGCGGCAUGCGGCAUAGGUCAUGAGGUGACAAAUCUGACAAAAAAUGUUUAUGGGCUUGAAGUUGCAUACAAUCGCUGACUGUACCUUUAAAGCCAGCAGUUGGUAACCUGGCAAUGGAAAUCUGUGUUGCUACUGUAGCCUACCUUUUUAGCCUGUUAAAAAUAAAGUUGAUUCAUUAGACAGUUGAAGGCAGUGAAGCAGCAAGCAGCUGCCUUCCUUUUCAGACACAGCUAUAGAUUUAAAAUCAUAUAGCAAAAGAAC
Sardina pilchardus (European sardine) is the source of this 6970-nucleotide messenger RNA. Its product is annotated as potassium channel subfamily T member 2-like. Bases 329 to 3805 code for a protein of 1158 amino acids. Gene Ontology annotation, molecular function: intracellular sodium-activated potassium channel activity; outward rectifier potassium channel activity. Gene Ontology annotation, cellular component: plasma membrane. The record is from RefSeq and is a predicted model, not a curated record. Gene Ontology annotation, biological process: potassium ion transmembrane transport. Lineage: Eukaryota; Metazoa; Chordata; Actinopteri; Clupeiformes; Clupeidae. The transcript is spliced from 29 exons.